AUGUCUGGUCGUGGCUACGAUUUGCCCAUUCGAGGCGGCCGUGGCGGUGGUGAUCGUGGUGGCUCCCGAGGCCGGGGUGGUGGUGACCGCGGUUACAGCGGUGAUCGGGGCCGUGGCAGUGACCGUGGUGGUGGUCGCGGCGGUGGUGGACGUGGCGGGUCCGAAGCCCCCUCUGGAAUGUUGUCGGACCCAAUUGAAGCUCCCAGCACCAGGGUCCAGGCCUUGGAGGACAAGUACGUUACGGAGUCAGCAAAGGUUCGCCCAGAGUCCAACUCUUUGGCUCGACGUCCUGGCUACGGCACUCAAGGUCGUGCGAUUGUGCUUCGCGCCAACUUCUUCCCCAUGGAGUUCAAGCCGAACGUUAGAUUCUACUCUUACCGGCUCAAGGUCAAGCCCGAGGCGAAGAAAGCACAGCAAAAGUUCGUUCUCGAUAGUAUGUUCCGCAAGUACCCUCUAUUCAACAAAGGAAUUGGCGUUGCCACCGAUGGCGCUACUGAGAUUGUUACUACCGAGCUACUCCCCGAAGGCAGAGAGCCAUUCACUUGUUCCAUGGGCAACGGAGGCGGACAUGGAGGUGGGAAAUCGAAAGCCUACACCGGCCCCUGGGAAGCCACUUUGACCCUCGACAGCUCUUAUUCCCCGGCUGAGAUGAUGGCGUGCCUUGAGAACGUCAACCACCGAGAGGAACUUGAGAAUGAAGCGCCCUGUCUCCGAGUACUGAAUAUCCUCAUGAGUGCUCAUCCUUACAAAGAUACCGGCAUUUCCAUCGUCGGCAAGGGACGCAACAAGUUCUUCCGGAUGGACAGGCGCAAGCAGUCAAUGGACAUGAAGGCUGGCGCCGAAGCCGUUCGUGGUUACUACUCGAGUGUCCGUGUUGGUGCUGGACGAAUCUUCCUUAAUUUGAAUGUCAGCCAUAGUGCAUUCUUCCGUUCGGGUAUGCUGUCUGAGCUACUUGUUGCUUUUGCCCAAGUCCACGGAACGGACCGAGAGCUUUUGAAUCGGUACCUGAAGGGUGUGAAAGUCUAUGCCUUGCAUCUGGAGCGUCGAGAGAACGGAGCUGGGGUAAUGGAAUACCCUGUCAGAACGAUCCUCGGAACUGCUACUCCUCGGGAUGGACGCCCUGGCCCCAACCCUCCUCAGAUUGAAAACCUCUCAUCUAGUGCGGACAAUGUGAAGUUCUGGAUGGGAGAUGACAAGAAGGGAAAAUACAUGAGCAUUACCGAAUACUUCUUCAAGACCUACAACAGGACACUCAAAUACAGCAAGGAUAUGCCGGUGGUGAAUGUUGGAACCCGUGAACGUCCGGUUUACCUUCCUGCAGAGGUUUGCGAAGUCCUCCCCGGGCAAUGCUUCAAGCCAGAGCCGUCCGCUGUCCAACGACAGAACAUGAUCAAGUUCAGUUGCCGGCGGCCUCCUCAGAACUAUGACUCUAUUAUGACUGAGGGAUUGGACAUAAUGGGAAUCUCCGGAGGACAUACCAAGACAGUGGGGAUCAAGCCCGGCAGGGAGAUGAUCACUGUACCUGCACGGAUUUUGAAUCCUCCCAAUCUACUCUAUGGCGGCAAGAAGACUACCAACCCUCGAAACGGCUCGUGGAAUUUGAUCGGCACCAAAUUUGCCCGUGGCGCCAGCAUCAGCAAAUGGAGCUGUCUUUGGCUUCGAAAGCGCGGAAAAGAGGAUGCCUUGAAGAAUCCCGAGAUCGAGAUGGACGCUUUCUACAGGAAAUUGCGUGACCAUGGCCUGACGCUUCCUCCGCCUUCUAAGCCGUAUCUCUCAGUCCUUCUCGGCCCGGAUGACAGACAAAAUCGCGAUAUGAUCAAGGACGCAUUCAAGAAGCUCAUGAGAGAAUUCCCCUUCCUAGUUGUUCUGCUUCCUACCACUGAAGGCAAAAUCUUCGAUUACGUCAAGUAUGCCGGAGAUCUUAAGACUGGCGUCCUUACGCACUGCAUGCUAUCCGAGAAGUUCAGAGGUGCCAAUGAGCAGUACUUGAGUAACAACGCGAUGAAGGUCAACCUCAAGAUGGGAGGAUGCAAUCAACUCCUGCAGCCGGCAAACGCACGCUUUAUCAGUGCAGCGAAGAACACCAUGGUCGUUGGCUUGGAUGUCACUCAUCCGUCAAGCACAGACCCCGAAAUCUUCCCUAGUGUUGCUGCCAUCGUUGCAUCCACCGAUCACAACAUGGGACAAUGGCCCGGUGAGGUUCGAGCCCAGACACGCCGUCAGGAGCACAUUGAAUUCCUCAAGGAGAUGAUGCUUACCCGGUUGAGCUUGUGGCAAAAGACCAACAACGGCAACCUACCCCAGAAUAUUCUCGUGUACCGCGACGGUGUCAGCGACGGUCAGUUCCCCAUGGUCCUUACAGAGGAACUCCCCAAGGUUCAAGCUGCUGCUAAAGCGGUAUACCGUGGAGCCAUGCCCAACAUUACCAUCAUUGUCUGUGGAAAGCGUCAUAACGUGCGCUUCUACCCUACCAAUGCUAAGGAUCAAGAUCGGACAUCUAACCCCAUUAACGGAUGUGUUGUUGACCGCGGAGUUACCCGUCCUAUCUACUGGGACUUCUAUCUACAAGCCCAGGCUCCUCUUCAGGGUUCCGCUCGUCCGGCUCACUACAUUGUCAUCCACGAUGAGAUCUUCACCAACCCCAAGGUCAAUACUGACCGCAAGCCAGCUGAUGUGUUGCAAGAACUUACCCACAAUAUCUGUUAUCUGAUGGGUCGCGCUACUCGCUCGAUUAGUUACAGCACUCCUGCCUUCCUGGCUGAUAAGUUCUGCGAUCGUGCUCGAAAGUAUCUCUUGGCUUACUACCAUGACAACAACAUGCAAGUCCAGAACGAGGAUAAGUUUAGAGGUACUACCUUGGCCAUGGCAAGCGCAUGCCAGAACAGCAUGGUCUACAUCUAA
Messenger RNA from Penicillium roqueforti, 2901 nucleotides. Its product is annotated as argonaute/piwi family protein. Gene Ontology annotation, molecular function: RNA binding; protein binding. The record is from RefSeq and is a predicted model, not a curated record. Bases 1 to 2901 code for a protein of 966 amino acids. The transcript has 3 exons. NCBI's taxonomy places the organism in Eukaryota, Fungi, Ascomycota, Eurotiomycetes, Eurotiales, Aspergillaceae.